ACGCGACUUACGCUGCAGAUGCUAACAGCAGGAAGAAGAAAUGUUUGGGCCUGUGCAAGAAGCUGUGGCAAUGGACCAUUGCUGUGUUCGUCGUGGCCAAUGCUAUACUGCUGCCAUAUUUUGCAGUUAAAACCACGAUGUUAGCUGAAGAGGUUGCCAAACUGAACAGGAAGACUGAGUCGCGACUUUCUGAGCUGAAUCUUAAAACCACGAAGUUAGCUGAAGAGGUUGCCAAACUGAACAGGAAGACUGAAUUGCGACUUUCUGAGCUGAAUCGUUUUCCUGGACCACCUGGAGAAAGGGGAGCCAUGGAAGCGCCCGGACUUGCGGGGAAAAUGGGACCAGUAGGGCCGACUGGACCUGGGUCUGUGGGGCCCGCUGGCCCCACAGGAGAAAAGGGGCCCAUGGGGCCUGCCGGCCCUGCGGCGUACCUAGACCAACCACCGAGCUCUCACUGCCGCUGA
This is a messenger RNA of Branchiostoma belcheri (Belcher's lancelet), 464 nucleotides long. RefSeq names its product scavenger receptor class A member 5-like. The transcript has 5 exons. The annotation marks the transcript as partial. Lineage: Eukaryota; Metazoa; Chordata; Leptocardii; Amphioxiformes; Branchiostomatidae. The record is from RefSeq and is a predicted model, not a curated record.